GGUGGUCACUCUGGCAUCGGAUCCUGGAACUUUGUCAUGCAUCCUGUUUUCGCCGGCAAGAAGGUGGAUCCAGCGGGUCACUAUGUGCGAAGAUGGCUGCCAGAGCUGCGGCACUUGCCCACAGAGUACAUUCAUUGCCCUUGGGAGGCGCCAGCGGGGACUCGACUCUCUGCACAAGUGUUGGUGAAUGGUAUCUAUUGGCAGCGUGUCAUUGAGGAUCUUGUAGCUGCAAGGUUGGUGCAUCAAAGGAAUGUCAUUGCAGUUCGAAAGCUCUUUCCGGAGUAUGUGGACAAGGAGGGGAAUGAGGUCAUCCGCUUGGCAAGUGGGCAAAUCCUGCAUUUGGAUGUUCGAGAUGACAUCAGAGAGAAUGAUGAGGAGAACAUAACCCUGAUGAUGACAGCAGACGAUCCUCGCAGCACUACUCGGAGAAACCUUGGAAUGACAAAAGGUGUGCAUUCUGGUCUGAUCUAUGAAGAAUCAAAGCGGUUUGAAGCGCUUUACGACUCCUUUGAUGGUGCACCACGCCGGACACAGCCAACCCAAUCUAGAGAUCGUGCCAAGGAGCGAGCUCUGAGGCGGAAUCAGCAUGGCGAACUCAUUGCUGGAGCAUGAGGUUUAUACAUGCCUUUGGCCGAGUCUAGCAUUGGGCGCUGUGCCCAGCCCUCCGAGUCCAUGUGCCUGAGCCAUUGGGAUGAUGCUUGUGAUAUGCGCCGAGUGUGCUCUUGAGAAGGAUAUGUGACAGUUCACGUUGUUUCACGUUUUAUUUGCUUUAGGAUUUGGGAUUCAGUCCGUGAGUUUUUGCUGAUUUGGGUUGCAGUUGAACGCUGUACAUGUAAACCUGCAGAACCCUGCAUUUGUAUGCAUGUAUUGCUGGAAGGCCUCCUUUCGGCCAUGGCAUCGACUGGCAUUGCCUGGCUUACUGUUCCACUUCACACCAUGAAGCCGAUUUGUUACCCCGACAAUGAGGCAUCCAUUGCCGACCCGACCAAUUCAUCCUAAGAGAGGUUCAAGGGACACAUGAGAUGUUGUGUGACUGCUGCAUGCCCUUUGUGUGAACAGAUGCAAAAGGUUGUUGUGAUUACUUUGGUCAGACUUGCUGGGUGGAGCUUUGUUCCACAGAAUUGCUGGUCAAUUUUUUUGUAGAGAACAGACUGGCACGUUUCUGUCCAAUCCGGCCUUAAGGAAGACUGGGGC
Molecule: messenger RNA, 1194 nt
Organism: Durusdinium trenchii
Lineage: Eukaryota; Dinophyceae; Suessiales; Symbiodiniaceae
Source: the annotation of a GenBank genome assembly